AUGUACGGUAUAGCUCUUACGUCAUCUAGUUUCCCUCAAUGGAAAAAUCGCCGAGGCCUUCGCCGGAAGCCUAACUCCAGCCGCGCCUUCGCUUCCUGUCAUCCGUCUCCUGUUGUCCCCGGCCACCACCGGCGCGGCGCUGGGCUACAGCGCCGUGUCGUUUUUCGCUUCGCCUGCGGUCUGCUGUUCCACCGCGCGGUGCUGAUGUCGGGGUCGGCGCUGAGCCCCUGGGCGCUGGUGGAGGCGCCGGCGCGCUACGCCCACGCGGUGGCGCGCCACGCCAACUGCAGCCCCGAGCUGCCGCGCCAGGCGCUGCUGCGCUGCCUGCGCGACCGCCCGCUCGACGCCGGCAGCCUCGCCGCCAGCUUCCUGCUGCGCAAGGCGGCCGUCGCCAAGCUCACCCGCUACGACCUGCUGCAAGGCGUGGUCAAGGCCGAGGCCUACUUCGCCUUCAACGGCGAGGACGUGCAGUACGGCAUCGAGGCGGACCGCAGAUACUGCACGUAUGUGGUAACUCGUGCCAAAGAAUACCUUGCUCUGCAGAAACAAACUUUCAAAACAGUAAGAGAUGUCCAAAAUGUUGAAGACAACGACCUCUGA
Gryllus bimaculatus (two-spotted cricket) is the source of this 600-nucleotide messenger RNA. NCBI's taxonomy places the organism in Eukaryota, Metazoa, Arthropoda, Insecta, Orthoptera, Gryllidae. The record is from the annotation of a GenBank genome assembly.